Messenger RNA from Hemicordylus capensis (graceful crag lizard), 3798 nucleotides. RefSeq names its product uroplakin 1B (gene UPK1B). Lineage: Eukaryota; Metazoa; Chordata; Lepidosauria; Squamata; Cordylidae. The coding region runs from base 1655 to 2437 and encodes 260 amino acids. The transcript has 8 exons. The record is from RefSeq and is a predicted model, not a curated record. Gene Ontology annotation, cellular component: membrane.
UACAAAGGAUUCAGAUAAAACAGAAGGGGACAGAGCAGAACUACAUAAAGAGCAGACAGAAGUCUGUGUCAGCUGGUCAGAAGGUCAAAAGAAAGAUAGCAGACACCAGGUAAGAGAUUCAGCAUAUAGGUGCUUAUAUGCCAAUGCCAGAAGCCUCCGAGCCAAGAUGGGUGAGCUGGAGUGCUUGGUUGCUAACAAAGGAAUGGAUAUAGUGGGCAUAACAGAAACAUGGCGGAACAGUGUGAACCAGUGGGACACUGUUCUCCCUGGGUACAAACUCUAUAGAAAGGACAGGGAGGGGCGCCUUGGAGGUGGAGUAGCACUGUAUGUUUAAAAAAGGAGUAGAAUCUAACAAGCUAGAGAACCUAGGUGGACUGGAGUCCUCCACAGAAACCCUGUGGGUGACAAUACAAGGCCUGAAAGGAAAUGUGCUACUGAGGUCGUGCUAUCGCCCUCCGGAACAAAACACUGACAGUGACUGGGAGUUGCAGGAGGAAAUCAGGGAGGCAUCAAGGAGGGGCAGGGAAGUAAUAAUGAGUGACUUCAAUCACCCGCACAUAGACUGGGUAAAUUCACAAUCAGGUAAUGACAAAGAGGUCAAAUUUCUAGACACACUGAAUGAUUGUGCCCUAGAACAGCUGGUCUUGGAACCAACCAGAGAGAAGCUCACCUUGGACUUAAUCCUUAGCAGCACCCAGAAUCUGGUGUGUGAUGCCAGUGUCAUCGACCCUUUAGGGAACAGUGACCAUAGUGUGAAUACUGUGACCAUAGUACAAAUUCAGCAUACAUCUGGGGAGAGAAUCACCAAGGAAGUCUAACACAGACACUUUGAAUUUCAGAAGAGGAAACUUCUCCAAAAUGAGGAGUAUGGUGAAAAGAAAGCUGAAAGGGAAAAUCAGGAGAGUCACUUCACUCCGGAAUGCAUGGAGUUUACUCAAAACCACAAUACUAGAAGCCCAGUUAGAUUGUAUACCCAAAAGGAGGAAAGGUACCACUAAGUCCAGGAAGAUGCCAGCAUAGCUAACAGGUAACAUCCAGGAAGCCAUAAAAGGGAAGAAGACUUCUUUCCAAAAUUGGGAGGUCUGUCCAAAUUAAGAGAACAGAAAGGAACACAAACUCUGGCAAAAGAAAUGCAAGGUGACAAUAAGGGAGGCAAAAAGAGAGUUUGAGGAACAUUUAGCUAAGCAUCAAGGGGAAUAACAAAAACUUCUUUAAAUACAUUAGCUGCAGGAAACCUGCCAGGGAGGCAGUUGGGCCAUUAGACAAUGAGGGAAUGAAAGGGAUUAUUAAGGAGGAUAUGGAGGUUGCAGAAAAGCUAAAUGAGUUCUUUGCGUCUGUCUUCACGGCAGAGGAUACUGAGCAUAUACCUCUUCCUUAACCAGGCUUUUCAGGGAUGGAGGCUGAUGAACUGAGUCAGAUAGAAGUGACAAGAGAUGAUGUUCUAAAAUGUCUGAAAAAACUGAAAUGUAACACCGAUUCUCAAAAAGGGAUCCAGGGGCGAUCCGGGAAAUUACAGGCCGGUUAGCCUAAUGUCCGUUCCAGGCAAAUUGAUGGAAAGCAUCCUCAAGGAUAAAAUUGUAAAGCACCUAGAAGAACAGGCCCUGCUGGGAGUGAGCCAGCAUGGCUUCUGCAAAGGUUGCAUUUCAAGCUGAAUAUGGCAAAAGGCGACACUGGCGUGCGAUGUUUCCAAGCCUUGCUGAUCCUAGGGAAUGUUGUCCUUGGGUGUUGUGGCCUUGCACUGAUGGCAGAGUGCAUAUUCUUCGUGUCGGAUCAGCCAUCAUUGUAUCCCCUGCUGGAAGCCACUGACAACGACGAUAUCUAUGGUGCUGCCUGGAUUGGAAUCUUCACUGGCUUCUGUUUCUUUUGCCUGUCUGUCCUUGGUAUCGUUGGAGUCCUAAAGUCAAACAGGACAAUGCUGCUGGUGUAUAUCAUCCUGAUGAUGAUCGUCUUUGCCUUUGAAGUGGCCUCCAGCAUCACAGCAGCAGUGCAUCGAGACUUUCUUACUCCCGAUCUCUUCUUGAAACAAAUGCUAGAAAAAUACCAGAAUCCAGACCCUGAAAACAAUGAUGACAAUUGGAAGAGUGCCGGCGUUACGAGGACAUGGAACCGUCUCAUGUUGCAGAAUAAAUGCUGUGGUGUUAAUGGCCCGACAGACUGGCAGAUGUAUACCUCUCUCUUUAGGAAGGUAAACAGAGAUGCAGAUUUUCCUUGGCCACGCCAAUGCUGUGUCAUGGAUACCCUGGGAAAGGCAAUCGACGUGGACAGCUGCAGAUUGGGAGUGGCUGGCUAUUACCACAACAUGGGCUGCUAUGCAACAAUUGCUGACCCAAUGAACAGACAUGCCUGGGGUGUUGCCUGGUUUGGAUUUGCCAUUCUCUGUUGGGCAACCUGGGUCCUUCUUUGCACCAUGUUCUACUGGAGCAGAAUUGAAUAUUAAAACAACAACAACAGUGUCCUACCAACUGUCCUCCUUGAAGUCUACUUUUUUUUUUUUUUUGGAUAAUGCAAUGUCUUGUUAUUUAACUUGUAUGUAAGUUCUGGAGAGCCUUCAUUAAUUUCCUUCUCUUCUGCAGAGUGCUUUCUUUCGCCCUCAUUUCAAAUACAGCAGAUAUAAUACCUGCAAGAGGGGGAAUGAAUGGUUUACUUACUCUGCUCUGUGCUCUAAAACGUCUGUGUUAAAACACCAUUGGAUGGGUAUGCUGCACUCGGAAGUAGCAGUAGAAAUGUCUCCAAAUACAUCAACCAAUUUAAAGGCAAUUGUCUGGAGCAAGUAUGUUUCAAGAUGUAAUGCACCAUCAAGAGUAUUGCUGAAACUAUCAUUUCCCUCUGCUUUGUGUGUCAGCUCUUUCUGCGGCAAUGUGUGAAGUAUUUUAAUAGAUCUGUCACCUGCUUAAGUAUAUAGGACACAAGCAACUCUAUCUAGGAACGAAUAUAUGUCCACCUAGAGAAUGUUGACUUGCAUGGAGUUAGUCUGCUCAUGGUGGUGAUUGGUGAUCUUCACGUAUGACACUGGAUUCAUUACUACCUCUCUCAACUGAUCACUGAUAACUUUGCAAUAUUGUGUACACUUCCUUGUGAUACUGGGUCCAUCCCUUGUGAUAUUUUGUGUGUAACUUGCUUGGGAAAGCUGUUCAAACAACCAGACUUAAAUAGUAGAAGAAUUUUCUUUGAAAUCUAUUAAAUGGACAGUUGUAUUAACACUUUUCUUCUCCUCUUGACUUAAAUAUGCUGGCUCACAUAGUGCAACAUGAGCUGUUUGUCUAUGUGGCAGGUGUGCUCGCUGCUUCUGUGGCAAUUUAAACCCCACCAGCGCAGCUUGUGAAGGUGGAGAGGCUCCAUGCCUACUAAGUGGGAGUGUAUUCCCAAUGGGAGUAGCAGCAGGAGUGAAAGGAUGUGCUACUUAGGAGACACAGAGGCUUUUACAAGCCAUGUCUAUGGGGCUUAAAGUGAUGUGGGAAUAGUGAGCACAUAUUCACCCAUUCUGUGGUAUGCAAGCCACUAUCACAAUAACUAACUAGAUGGUCAUGCUUAUCAACAAGUACGUUAUAUUCCCAUGUAACUGGCCAACUUGUUAUACAAGGGAUCUUUUGAAAUUAACCCGUACUAAUAUUUUGUACCACAUUAAUCCGUGUAGUUUCGGGGUGAUAUUUUGUUACUUGUACAGAAUGUUUUAAGAUGAGAACUUUUUUUAAAAUGUACUGUAAGCUCCAAUAAUAUCUCGCCUGCUUGGUUCAGAAUUCCUGUAUAUUUUGUUCUUCACAUCUUUAAUAAUAAAGUGGAGUUUGAAAAGAAGACAAA